AUGUUAUGGUGGAAGCAAAAUAAAGAUACAAAACAGCUUACUAUUGAUUCCAGACACAAAUCUAGAGUUAAUUCAUUGUUGCCCACCCGGACUUCAGGACAUAGUAUUUAUGUACUUAAUGCCGAAACUACAACGCUAUUGAUUUUAUCCGACGGAACCAAACCAUUGAAGAGUUCGAAAAAGACGACGUGCUGGUCAUUGCUUAUUUUCCUCACUCUUACGGAAUACAACUAUGUGCUGCGGGUUAACGCGUAUACUGUGGUAAAUACAUCUGUCUCGGGAAGACAACGAUGGCGCUUGGAAGACUCGCCGUUUGUUGUGCGGGGCCAAGAUCUAUGGAUAAUGCCCGAUGCUACACUGGAACUCGAUCCCGGAGUACACGUCUACGUGGAUUCAGGUCUUGCUAUCAAAGUGAAGGGUACCAUGAUUGCUCGCGGGAUUCAGAUGCGAAAAAUGGACGGUUUUCAAAACACCGGUGUUCAAAUUGUCGCUGGUGAGAGCCUUGUCGAUCUGGAGUACGCAGAUGACAUCGCCCUCAUCUUUGAAGAUCAAAGCGAGGCACAAGCCCUGUUGAAUAAACUGACCGCCAUCAUGCCAUCAUUUGGCAGGCGCCUUGCAUAUUCAAAGAGCAAGGUCUUCCUUCAGAGCGUGCCAUCUGCGAACAUAUCCCUCACAAUUCAAGGAGAACCACUGGAGAUUGUGGAAAGCUUUACAUACCUCGGUAGUUGUAUUAGCUCUGACGGAAGUGUGUUUGAUGAAGUCAGUGCAAGAAUCUCAAAGGGGCGAACCACGUUUGCUAAUUUGCGUUACUUGUGGCGUCAAAAAUACAUCUUACCGGAUCUUAAGGGUCGUGUGUACCAGGCGACACCUGAAGGUGAGCAUCGGCCAAGUGAAUCUUCGCGCGGAACAUUUACCCCCAUUCAGUUUCGCGAGCAACUCGUCUGGAAGAGACCGAGGGCAUUGAUUUGUAUCCAGUGGAGCAUUGAGACCGGUGGAGGAAUCUGCAUACAGUCAGCUGGUCCCGUUAGCCUUCUUCACCAACACGAUCGCUGUGGCCCUAAAAACUGGUUUGGCACCGGGGAGGAGGCUCUUGCUUCUGUGCACCGUCCAACUUGUGCGAAAGGUCAACUGCCUUCUGGUAGCGACGCCUAUCGACUAUCAAGUUUGAAGUUGGCCUCACCGUCCCAGACCAACCUUAGAAAUUCCUACCAGAUCAACAAAGUGAAUCUCAAACAGUCCCACCUCGGUAGUUCUUCGAAGGAAGCGUUCUUCACAGAGAAGAUGUUAGACUGGCAUAUCCCAUUUGUUGAUACUAAUGAAGUAAAACUAUGCUAUCAAGGAGAUGAUCAGCGGAUAGUCUUCAGCAAAAUUCCUACCUCUCUCCGAGCUAAUAAUAGCCCCAACGCGAUUGCGGACAAAAAGCCCAGGGUUCCCCGGCGGAUUCGACUGGUUGAAGGUGAGGAACUGAGAGAAGGCCUGCUGGAACUGUGGAUCGCGAACCGAUGGCGUCCAGUGUGUAGUCGGAACAAUGAAUGGACCCGAGUUGAUUGUCGGGUCGCUUGCCAGAAUCUGGGAUUUGCCGAUGGUAAUUUCACUUUGGGGCCCAUGGCUCAAAAUCGAACUGCCAGCGUGGAAAUAAUUUCACCUGGUUGUCUGGGUAACGAGUCCACCUGGGUGGAACACAAUGGUGUGUUUGACAGCCAAGGCUUGUUCGCCUGUCCUGGUUUGAAGCAUGUCACGAAAGUUGGAAGUACCGUUUGCCGUGUCAACCAGUCUUCCCACCAUGUGGCCGCGCUUAGUUCCAGUCCGUACCCGCCAAUGUUGAAACACGUUCGUUUAUCAAGCAAUGCCUACGACGCAUUGAACUUCAGUUACAUCCGAGGACCUGCCAUCCUACAAGAUAUUUCGGACGCGCCCAGACAGAAAAAACACACAUAUGCAGAGAGUGACGCAUCCCCAAGGUCACCAUCGGUUCGACACGUCCGGAAAGUAGUCAUUUCUAAUACACUUAUCACUUUUCCCUAUUGCGGCAAUCAGUUGGAGAGGAAUAUGGGUCACGGAGCUGUCAUCAGCUCUCUGUUGGGUUACAUUCGUCUGAUUGGUCUACGGGCCUUGAAUAACGGCGGGGACGGCACACGCAUCCGGCUGAUCUCCGGAUCCAGGUAUCACUGGCCUGAAGAGACUCCCGAACUAGUACAGCGCGCACAAUGGCCAUGUCGUCCGGGAGCCAUACCCGCCAGUCCCGUAUUCCCGUUCCUGGUGGUUGCUGAACUUCCAGGUGCCACCUUCAGGGAAGCCGGAAGCUGUGAACUGCCCAUUGAAUCUGACCAAACUCACCAAGUCCUUACAAUCACUCUGUUGGAGGUGAUUCACGAUCCAUCGGCGUCGGGAUCUGUGGAAAUCUGGGACACAUCAACUCGGGAACAGCUGGCUCACUGGAUCCUGCAAAACCGUAGCACCACACCCGCAAGGCAUCUCGGGGUGCUUCCAGGUCGUGUAUAUCAAGGUAUAUCGUCCAUCAAGAACAAAGUUCUUGUUCGAUUUCACUGGACAAAACCAGGAGGACAAGCCGUCUGCUCUCAACUAUCAAGUUGUAUCCGAGUGGUGAUGCAUGUCUCGGUUGGUCAAACCAAAGUUCCUGAAGUGCUCGUUGAAGAUUCUCACUUUAAUGGGAACACGCACAGAGGGUUGGAUGUGCGAGACCCUUGGUCCUUUGUACGGGUGGUGAAUAGUCAUUUCACCUUGAAUCAAUACGAUGCCGGUUUGAGAAUUGUCAAUGGGUCCGCGGAUGUCUUGGUAAACAAUUGCACGUUCGAAUCGAACGAACGGACCGGAAUGAAUGUAAGCACGGCCGGUGGAUUCCGUCAAAUCAACCAAUCAUUGUUCGCCCGCAAUGUGGGACAUGGUCUUUCUGUAUGGAAUCCCCGCAGCUCCUGCCAAGAACGUGAACCAAACAGUGCGAUUGAAACUCAUGUGCACACAACAAAGUUCACAGGAAAUCGAUGGGAUGGCAUUCAGUUCUACAACUCCUGCCUGUCCAUGAAUAUACUGGUCAACUUCACUUUGUUCGAAUACAAUGGAGCGAGUGGAAUACGCACCUAUUCAUGUUUGAAUGGAUCUUCUACAGCCAUGACAAACUUGACGGUCGGUUACAGCCUCUUCAAGGGUAAUCAGCACGCCGCUAUCUGGAUCGAACCGAUGGCACAGAUGACUGGUCACGUGACAAACUGCACGUUCACACAGCAUCGGAAUCGCGUUAUUCAUGUGGACAAUUCACUGGACAUGAUCAAGGCAGAAUUGUAUCGAUCGCUUCCGGUGGAUUAUCAAAUCCGAAAUUCUGAGUUCUACGAUAACCAAGGGACCUCUGUGAUCCACCUACGACUAACCGAAAUAUCGGAGGUACAGAAAAUUCGAGUGAUCUACAAUAGGUUCACCGGAAACCGCGAAAUCGCAAGUCACCUGACCGCGUCAGACAAAUGUAUCAACGCUUCAAUAAACUACUGGGGAAGUUUGCAGGACUGGGGUCUGACCGAAUGGGGAGCUGUUCACAAGGCCGUCGGCCGAAAAUUGUUUGGUCAGAAUCAAAGGUACACUCUCGCCCGUGUUGAAUAUCAUCCGCUACUUAAAGACCCUGAUUUGCACAGUGAGUUCACGACAGCAAAUGAGCCGCCCUACGUUCCGGAAUUCCGUGAACAAGAUCCAUACACCGGACAGAUCAGACUCGGUGGAAGAAUACCGGUUGAGAGAAGUCGACGUGUUGAACUCACUGCCCUGUCCAGUCCGGAUGCGUACUACCACGUGACGAAGGACAUCUUCAUCCCGCCCGGUGGAAUUCUGGAUAUUCAACCUGGAGUACGGCUCAAGUUUGAAAACGGUUUAGGGUUAUUCUCGCAGGGUGAACUCCGGAUCAUGGGUACCGAAGCAAUGUCAAUCGAGAUGAACUUGUUCGAAACCGAUGACGAGAUCGUGCUACCAAACUUUGUCCAGUCCGGAAGCACUACGGAAGAUUUAUUGGCUAGGUUUACCAAUCGAACGAUUCGGCUGGUGGGCGGUUACUUGGAUGGCAUUGCCUACGAAGGUCGUGUGGAGUGCCGUUCACCGCCGGAACACGUCCAGUAUGCUGGUGAAGAUGUUUGGGGGACGGUGUGCGAACGUGGGUUUGGAACUCAUGCUGCUAUGCUUGUCUGUUCCAGUUUGGGACUUGUGGCCCAUCCAAAAGAUUGGCUACUACCACCUGAAAUUCGAGAUCGACUGGCUUUGAAUGCUAACCGGUGGUUCAACGCAAGUUCAGCGCCAAUUCACUUGGCGAACUUGGACUGUCUCGGUCACGAGACAGAUUUAUUCGAAUGUCGACACGACAGUGCCUUGGAGCACGAUUGUACCCAUGCAAUGGACGUGGUAAUACGUUGUUAUCUACCUGGAUGGAGUGGUAUUCGAGUGACUGCAUCAGAUCCUGGUUCUCGGACGCCCAUCCGUCACUUGCGGAUCUCGAACGGUGGUCUAUUGGACUUUUCCACAAUGGAGUUCAUGCCGGGAUUGCAGUUAGACUACUACGCGGGUACAAUAAACCGUAUUGAGAUCACAAACAGUAGAUCCCAUGGCCUUAUGGUUCAGUACAGUCACCCAAUCGAUUCAUUCACACUGUCGGACAGUCGACUGGUGAACAAUCUCGAAGAUGCCCUACUCACAAGAACCCCAUGGAUCCACAUGAAUGCGUGUCAGUUCGAGGGAAGCAGAUUUGGCUCAGGAAUCAAUUAUGACCCUGUCAUGUCUCCACAGGACAUGUUCCAGUUCCACGCAGGAGCCGUACACGUACUGACAUUGUUCAACUCCGCUGAUCGGAAGGUCGAAUACCUAGAAGAUGGAUGGCAAACAGUUACAGAAUCACAAAAGUUACAUCCAACUGGUAUAACUUUCGUUAAUAUUCAGCCGGGACAGAAGGAAGAAAAGGAGCCUCAGAUAAAGUUCGUUUUGCUUACAACAUACCUUUUGCUUGAUUUCUCAACGUCAACUUCACUCUACCACCCUCCCGUAUCUGCCCGUCAGACCAUUUAUCGAUCUGAACUGCUCGCGGAUGACUUGCACCGUUUGCACCAGCUUAUUGUCCAUCUGCUGGACUACCCUGUGACCACAUCACCGACAAGUGAGGCCCAGGCUUCGGUUAGUCCUAACGCUACAAUCGGUCCCACGGGUUCAUACAGUCACCUUUUACCUGCAUCCACAAUUCCUUGUCAUACCUUGCGGUGUUCAACGUCCGGCGAAACCACCGUAGAGGAACUGAUCAUCUACGACUCCUCAGUAGACGAACCCAACCCAAGUCAGGUGUAUAGCUGGCAUAUACCACGUGACCUGGUACGCUUACCUUUCAUUUCUUCCGGUCAUCAAAUUACCAUCGAACUUCGUGUUAGUGGGACGCGUACUGGUCGACUCUCGUUUGCAAUUGAGACACGUGACCUUCAGGAUGCUCGAUUCCCAGACGGACAACUAAACUCAGCUGCGGCAAAGCUGCACUCUGAAGCAUUUAGACUUCAGCCUGGAGAUACACGGAACUACCCCGUCCCCGAAUUUGUGUUGCAAGAUUGUACUGUGCGCGGAAAUCGAUUCGGACUGACCAUUCAUCAUUACAACGAUCCUGUGGAUCGAUUGGACAGGUUGUUUUGGAGACAGAAUAGUAUGGUCUUCCGUUUAUCCAAUUCAUCCAUCUUACAAAACAAAGACGUCGGACUGAACAUCCCCUCAGUUUCCAGGUUUUCCAACGACUGGUAUAUGCCAUCCUUCGUGACCACUGCUCAUUCCUCUGAACGAAUUUCAAUGAUCGCCUAUCAAAUUGAGAAUUCAGUAUUUAUGGAGAACGAGGGUGGAAGCAUUCUGGCCGAACAUAACCACGUGGAAUUCGCAAACAAUGUGUGGUCCUACAACAUAUCUCACUGUCGUUUCGAGCAAAACGGCCAAGCUAGUUCAUUAGGAAUUCAACGGGACCUCCCCAGGAGCAUCGACUCCCGUGGAAUCGCCUUUUAUCUGCCAUAUGUGUCCAAUCAGUAUGACUGGCGCUAUCAACCAAUAACCACGCACCGAUUACGUGUUAGCCAGACAACAAUUGUAGCCAAUCAUCAGUUUCAAUUUGUGGUGGACGGACAUCAUGCCCAAGUGGAUCUGAUCGAUAAUCAAUUUGAACAAAAUACCUGUCAAUCGGACAAAUCCAGCGGACUGAUUGCGACAAACGGUUUGAUUCGUUUUGAAGGCAUGGAAAAAGAUAUUCAAAUGAGGGGGAACCGUGUUCACAACAAUCAUGGCUGUCAGUUUGUGGUCCGAUUUCAAGGACGCAGUCAAGUGAUUGGAGCACAAUCUGUGUUUGCCAGGUUGACGGGAAAUGUGUUCAGUCAUAACUUGUGUCACGUGCAGAAAAUAUCGACUACCAUCAAUCCAGCCAAUCCGCUCACGUGUUACACCAUCGGUGUGUUUGGGACACAAAAUGUUACGCUACAUGAAAAUGUACUGGACAACUUCAAGAUUCCCAAGGAAUUCAAUGGAACUGGCAUGCAAUACGAACUAAUUGCCGGUGUGCAUUCCACACAGAUCCCGAAUUACCUCGAUGCGACCAGAAACUAUUGGGGUACAACCAAUGUGACCGAGAUUCAAAGUCGCAUUUUUCAAUUUGAAAAUUGGAACUGUCUUUCAGUUGUUCGGUUUGACGGAUUUUACGAAAGUGACAAGUUUUCUCACACCAAUUGGCUGGAACGCGUUGAAGUAACCGCAUCCACUAAACGGCAAUGGAUCCCAAUGGACGGUGUACUGGGGGGACUUUUAACUCAAGAUCUCCGUCUGCCCUACCGAACGCAGCCAUACCGUGUACUUACCGAUUUGACUGUCAUGCCUGGUCAUGAGCUCCGAAUAGACGCUGGUGUUCGCCUGGAGUUUGCCCCCCAUGUUGGGAUUCUGGUUUUGGGACGCCUGAUUGCUCGCGGAUUUCGAGAACAACCAAUCCAGUUCGCGGCAAUCCCCGUGGACCCAAUGCCCGUAAGCGACAGCAACGGCAGAACCGGAAGUCACGUGUCAAAAACCCAAAGGCCGAAUGUGGUUGGUCGUGCGCCGGAGAAACCUCACCAGGCUGGCCGAAUCGGACUGUCGACUGAACACCUGCGGCUGAUUGGUGGAGAUCGGGAAGACGAAGGAUUCGUGCAUUUCUACAACGUAACCACUCAGCGAUGGGAUAUUGCAUGUGAUCACCAAUUCUCCACGGAAGUGGCUCAGGUUAUAUGUUACGAACUGGGGCGACCGACCUUGAACGCAAUUAUGCAUACCUCUGAUUUGUACGAUUACCAAAUGUACGGAUUUGACAAUCCGUUCGUGCAAAAACAUGUCUGGAUGGAGAGCUACACAUGUCAAGGUUUCGAAAAGCAUCGUCGCCAGUGUUCGCAGCGUUUCAACUACGAUCAUCUAAGAUGCCUCAGAAAAAGAGCGUUCGUAUUUCUUCGUUGCGCCGCACGUCCGUCCCAGUCCGGUCCGAAUUUGGUGAGCAACACUUGGGGAAACAUUCGAAUUGUGCGCCCAUUCGAACUUGACCCGAUCGGGCUCAGACUGGAAGACCGUCAACAGUCCGUUUUAGAAUACGUGGUUCUUGAGAAUGCCGGGUUGCUACAUGGUCAAAUAGUUUCCGCGCUAGCUACGGUUUUUGCCCACCCGAGAUUGUCAUUCAUCAACAUCACAAAUUGUAUUGGCGAUGGAUUCGAAUUCAUCAACCCGAGAGGGAUAAUCGAUAUCGCCAACACAAGUGUCCGUGGAUGUCUGGGCCGUGCAAUGGCUUUGUCUGUGUUCAAUGGGGACUCCAGCGAUCCAACAACUACCGGUGGCUCUGAUCACUCUCAAGUUUAUGACUCCCCGAUCCCUAUGCUACCUCCAAGACAGGGAUCUUUACUAACCCCACCACGACCUUCGCCUGGACGGCCAAUGGGAGCCAGGCCAUCGGACUUGGUCAAACUCGCCUUGGAUGAAUAUCCAUUGACCGGCGACCGAAACCUGCUGGGGCUCGUCCCAAUGUGCGCUGGCGAGAAAGUGUUGGAUAUCUUGGAUCGAUUGCUGGUUUACUACCAGUACACUUGGACUGGAAGUCAGAUCUGCACGAAGAUCUUUCGGUCUAGAAUUCCAGGCCGACGGUUGGCCUGGCGUUUUCUGGCAGUGAAGUUGUAUCAUGACCCAUUUUUGAAGAACUCAGUGGAACUGUACAACGGAGCCAAUUUCAACACAACUUUUCGGAUUGCUCACGUGACAGCGAAGAGACUAGCCAAUCACAGUAUACCGAUCGCCGAAAGGUUCACCUACAUCACCUCACCAAUCCAUGAUAGUCUAGGCGUCUACGUGCACGCCAGUCCGGCAAACAAUCGUUUUGGUUUUGUCGCCGAGGUGGUUACUUUACCACUGUCUCCAGAAAGGACCUAUCCAGAACUGGCGCAGCCAGUUAGACACAAAGUUGAUACGUGUGAAUUCGAAUCGAACCAAGGUGGCGGGAUUAGCAUCGUCAGCGUCGGCGAGACUGGCCCCGAUGUGUUGCUCUCCAAUCUGCGCUUCAUUCGAAACGGUCUGGUCAUACUGAAUAUAACCGGACCCAGUGCAAUACACCUCCGAAUGACCAACGCCAAAAAUUUGGCCAUAACCAAUUCCUACUUCUAUGAUCAUUCUGGCCACGUGAUACGUGCGUUGCUCCUGGCCAGCCAACUGAGUCGGGGAAGUCGGUUGAACGUGACGAAUAACGCGAUUGUGCGUAACCGCUUUGGUGGAGCGAUAUGGAUUGAAGGUAAUCACUUCAAUACUCUACAAGUGGUACGCAACUACAUUGCGCAUAACGACUGUGGUUUGCGAGAUCUCAUUCGAAUUUCCGGCGUCCUUGCCAACCCAUUUGCCCAAAAUUUUGUCCAUGACAACUGUGGCGAUGUCAUUCUGAACUGCAGUGGUGAGGAAGACUUGAGCCAUGGAUCUUUGUUCAUCCAAAAUGGUUUCUACAAAAACCAAGCUCUCAACUACACCAAAAGGACUACAGUGUUUGCGGAAAAUUCAAAAAAUCAAUUUACGGACAACUAUUUUAAAAAUCCUGUGAACGAUUUCGAAUUGGUUGUGGGAAACCGUAGUGUGAUUCGGACACUUCCGAUUCAACCAGGAACAAACUGCCCUUCACCAGAUGAAGUAUGUCCCCAUGGGUGGACACUGCGCCUCGAAUUCGACGCCUGUCUGUGCUAUCGACCGGACCAUUUAGAUGCUCGUUCGAAUUGGUGGGGGGAUACAGUUUCCACGAACCAGGGUUUAACAGGCAAACAGAGGGACAAAUCUUCACAGUUGGUCAAGUCAAGCACACCAGAGAUCAUUGCACAGAGUUUCGCCCGAAGUCGCGUUUACGACGCGGAGGAUGACCCAUAUCGGAUUCGUGUAGAUCUUGCUUUCGCCUAUCCCUCAAACCAGUCAGUUCUGGGCGAAGGUACCCAGUGUCCCCCAACUUGGGCGUUUCAUGAUUUCAACUGCUUCUAUUACAUUGGGAUACCGAUGACGUACGAGGAAGCCCAUGAUUUCUGUUUGACUGAAGUUGGAGCCACGCUUGCCAUUAUUGUCAAAAAGGGUCUCAGCAAAAUCAGAGUAGAGGCUGAGCUAGUCUAG
Messenger RNA from Opisthorchis viverrini, 9642 nucleotides. RefSeq lists its product as hypothetical. Gene Ontology annotation, cellular component: membrane. Bases 1 to 9642 code for a protein of 3213 amino acids. The transcript has 38 exons. Lineage: Eukaryota; Metazoa; Platyhelminthes; Trematoda; Opisthorchiida; Opisthorchiidae. The record is from RefSeq and is a predicted model, not a curated record.